This is a messenger RNA of Aureobasidium musti, 2178 nucleotides long. NCBI's taxonomy places the organism in Eukaryota, Fungi, Ascomycota, Dothideomycetes, Dothideales, Saccotheciaceae. The record is from the annotation of a GenBank genome assembly.
AUGCACACAUUGGCCGCUCUGUUACCGCUUCUGGCUCAAGUGGUCGUCUGUGCUACAACACGAUUCACAUCAAGAGCAUACAAUGUACCUUUUACUCCCGAUCAGAAUCGUUGGCCAAGUGGACUCCACCUCGCGGUUGACUACUAUCCCUCACAAUGGCCAGAGUACAUGUGGGAGCCAGACAUCGCCGCCAUGAAGGAUGCCAGUAUCAGUUAUGUUCGCAUCAGCGAGUUCGAUUGGGAAGUUCUGGAGCCCUCUGAGGGUGUAUACAACUGGACUCUGUUGGAUACAACGCUGGACCUGCUUGGCAAAUAUGGUCUGCAGGCUAUCGUAGGUACGCCAACCGCUGCUCCGCCCAACUGGCUGACUGAGAAAUACGAUGUCAACUUUGUGGAUCGGAUGAACCAGACCUUGAUCUUUGGUUCUCGGAGACAUUACAGCUUCUCAUCGUUUGACUACAGGACGCUCAGUCAAGGUAUUACACAAAAACUCGUUGAGAGAUAUGGCAACAACUCGAAUAUCGUCGCUUGGCAAUUGGAUAACGAGUUUGGCUGCCAUGACACAGUCCGCUCCUAUGACCACAACGCUAUCAUCAGAUUCAGGACAUGGUUGAAAGAAAAGUAUGGGACUAUCGAGAACAUGAACGAAGUCCAAGGUCGUGUAUUUUGGAGUUCACAAUACGUCAGUUUCGACACUGUUCAACCACCUUUCUUGAACAUCUACAUGCCAAAUCAAGCUCAACUGCUGGACUGGUACACAUUCAGCUCUGACAUGGUCAUCGACUUCGCCAAAGAACAAACCGCCAUUAUCAGACAACAUGCUCCGAGUCAUGCAAUCACUACCAACUUUAUGGUUAGCUUUACCGAUUUCGACCAUUUCAAGUUUAAUCGUGAGGUUGGUCUCGACUUUGCGACUUUUGAUAACUACCCUCUGGCUGGAGUUUCUGAUGGUGCUGAGUAUCUGCGGACUGGGUUGCCUGACUUGCAGGCUAUGCAACAUGCACUUUACAGUGGUAUUGCUGGUUCUGCUUAUGGCACCAAUCAUGGACCAUUUGGUGUCAUGGAAAUGCAACCUGGUGUAUUGAACUGGAAUACAUAUCGUGUCUCUCCGCUAGAGGGUAUGGUACGCCUUUGGACGCUUGAGACAUUUGCUGCCAAAGGUGAUAUGGUAAACUAUUUCCGCUGGAGACAGGUUCCCUAUGCACAAGAGCAAACGCUAGCUGGACUAUUUGUAUCUGACAACACCCCUGACGAAGGGUUCGGCGAAACCCAGGUUGUGGCCUCCGAGGACCUGCCUGUGUUACGGGCAGCUAUGAGUACAGUAGAGGCACAAGCAAGCGUAGCUCUGGUCUUUGACUACCCUUCGGUCUGGGUCUGGAAUAUCGAGCCAUACUCUGGAUCAUACUCGCCACAAGAUUCGGGAUUCGAGAACAUCGGUCUAGGCUACUUAGAUGUAGUUUCAUCUUUCUACACUUCCCUACGCCGUCUAGGUCUUGAUGUCGACAUCAUUUCUCCCGAGCAAGACUUGAGCAAUUACAAAAUGGUGGUUGUACCCAGUCUGCCCAUCAUCCCUACUACCUUCAACAACGCACUCUCCUCCUACAACGGCACUGUAAUCUUUGGUCCUCACUCUGGAUCUCGAACCCCUGACUUUGCUUACCCGCCUGGUCUUACCCCUUCAGCUGGUACAUUACGCGAUAGACUGCCUAUGAAGGUCACAAGAGUGGAAACACCGCCUUCGUAUGCCAACAGCGGAGUAUUCUAUGCAGACAAAACCUACAACAUCUCCUUAUGGGAAGAAAACAUCAUUUGCAGCAGAGACAACAAGACCAGCAAUUUCGCAAUCACAUCAACUUCCCAGCAUAGAAAAGGCAAACCCGCUGCUUGCGAGAAGAACGGGUUCCACUACUUGGCUUUCAACCCACCAGUUGAUCUUUUGGUCACUUAUCUCGGUGAUGUAGCUAGGGCAGCUGGAGUCCAAGAUGUGUUUGGUAGACUUGCCGCUAGAAAGAAUGAUUUGGGAGGAAACCUGAGAGUGUUGGAACGAGGUGGUUUGGUAUGGGCAUUCAACUAUGGAGCUGAAGAUGUAGAAGCACCGAGAGUCAAUGGAACAGUGGUGCUAGGAGGAAACAGCACGGUUAUGGAAGGAGCAGGUGUCAAGGUGUGGAAACUACACUGA